ACAGUGUCACUAACUGUCAAUGUAACCAAAGAACGUUUUCUAAUUUCUAUGGAUUAAUUGAUUUAUGCAAUAUAGUUAAUAUGUAUAAUAUUAUUAUUGUGUUUAAUUUUUUUAUUUGUUCGCGAUGUUCUUGAUUCGAUAUUAGUCGUAACUCGUGACUCAUCGCCCAUGAGGUUUUAACCUAUUUCUGUUAAUUCGUUAAUUUGCUGUCAACUAUCAAGUAAAAAUAAAUUAAUAGGCACAUUAAUUAUAUUUAUUUCUGUUACAGUGGUACUGUAUCUGUUCAAUUUUUAAAGUUUUUUCAUAUUAAUGGUUAGUUUACCUUAAUUGUUUUUUCUUUAAUAACAAUAAUAUAAUUGAUCAUUAAUAAUUACAAUUUUAAAAAACAUCAAGAAAAAAGUUGUAAGUACAAAUAUGAUAUUUUUCUUUUCUACCUAUUUUAUGAAAAAUGCAGACAAAAAAAUCUAUGGAACUACCCAAAUUUAUUUGAAUAAGAAUGUCAUACUUUGAUAUUUGUAGGAUCACAGAAAAUUUACCACGUGACACUUUAUGAAGUCAACGCGUAACUAUUUAGUCCAGUUAUAGUUUAUUAUAAGAAAUGUAUUAGCGAAAAAAUUGAAGUGGACAUUUUCAUUGUAUUUUAUUAUAUAUAAAUAUAAGUAAUCGAUAUUUUAAAAUCCAAAUUUUAUGCGUUAGUAAAUUUUUUUUGAAAUCGAGCUUUUAGGUAUUCGGGCAAAAUGUCGAAAACCAUAACAUUUGAUGUUGAGUAUCCGCCCAGACAAUUCAAACGUGAUUUAAUUUUAUUUUUUUGAUUAUUGGUAUUGGAAAGAAGUUAAAGUUAAAUAUUACGUAGAAGAAAUUUUCGGUGGCUAGAUGGCGGCUCCCUAGUCCGUGUCAAAGUGUUAGACGAUAUUUUGACAUACCAUUUUUCUGAUAUUUGCCAGAAAAUGAGUGAUCGUAUUUUCCAUUCUCUUGUAAUACUUGUAAUACUCAAAAAUCUUGAGACUGUUCCUAUAGUUAUUCCUAAAAAUAAUUGUUCCAUGACUGGGAAUAAAACUUCAUGUAUACAAAAAAUUUAGUUUCUAAAUUACGGACUAUGUUUUAUAAAUAAAUAGAAAACCUCGUAACAUUUUUCAAUAUUUUGAUACAAAAUACUAUUUUCCCCUUCCACUAUUUCUCUCCAACAUACAAUCCACAUUUUCAAUUUUCAUUGUUUCCAGGUUUUAUCAUAUCUUAAUUUUUUUCAGACAUUUAAGUCAUUGCUGACUGAGCCUCACUAAGACAUCUUGACCUCUUUCUGCUGAGUUCAUUGAUUAAUAUCUUAUUGUAUUAGCCAGUGGCGGAUUUUCAAUAUUUUCCUGGAAGGGGGUCCAAAAAAAUAAUAUGUAUUAUUUUUAUUUGUAUAAAAUGUCUUCUUUUUGUUUUGCAAAGUUCUUUCAAGACUGUGUCAGUUGUUAAUCAUUGUUCAUCUCUAUGAAUCGACAUCAUUGCCAAACUGUUUAGUCAACCCUGAAAUUUAAACAUUUUUUUUUUAUGUAUUUUGCCUAGAAUUUUUUUAAAAUUUGACAUGCUUAAUUAUUUUUUCUUAUCUCGGUUAUAGAAUUUUAUAGAUAUGUUUUGAUUUGCUUUAAGUUUGAAAACGAGCACUUAUUUGAUGCAGUGGAAACUGGUAUAGUAGCAACGAUCUGAAGGAGUUUGGAGACACUUAGGUACAUUUUUUUAUUACAAACUAUCAUUGCUUGAAGUGCGUUUUCUGGGUUUUUCUCGUGUUUUUUAAUCUUCUUUGCCAUAAUUUAUAUUCAGUUGAUAAUAAUGAAUGAUUUAUGAACUCCAGAUCAUCUUUGUAUUCAUUGGCUAAUUGAAUAAAUUUAUCUUCAUUUUCUUCUGUAUCAAACAAUAACUGAAAAUUUUUAAGCUUAAUCUUAUGGUUGACACACCUUUGUUCAAGUUUAAUUAUAUAAGAAUCCAUGUACGGAAUAAAUAUAUACAAUAAUACUCUUCGGUAGACUUUGCUUAGUUAUUCAUUCCAUGUAUUUCUCUGUGUAACCUUUCCAGUAUCUAUUUGUUCAAUAGACAUGUUGGAUUUUUUAAAACUUUUGAAAAAUUAAUAGUAUCAACAAAACAUUUUUGGUGAUACUCUAAAGAUGAGCGUUAAAUAUAAAUUUCAACAUCACUUACAAAAUUUGCAUAAUGCACUAUCCUGUAUUGCUAAAUAUUACAAAUAAGGAAAUCACACUAACCAUGAAUAUUGGAAUAUAAGAUUUUUUACGUUUUAGUCUUUUCCGGAAGUAAUCGAUGUUAUUGGAUAAUUUAUAAUUUAUUUCCGGUGUCCAGACUUUAUUUAAUAUAUUAUAAAUUUCAUUUUGUGAAAGUAUUUUGUUGCAGAAUAAACUGAUAUCAUAAUUAUUAUGAAUUAAGGAUGUAGAUAAAGUUGCUAUACCAUACUUAUUUUUUUUUGUAAUAAUAUCAAUAAUAUCAUUGGGCAAAUUAAGGUAUUAGUUUGAUUAAGAUUUAUAGUUUGAGUAGAUUUAAAAAAAAACAUUUUGAAUGGAUGAUUGUUUUAAUGACAUUUUAUUGAAAAAUAAAUUUGUACUCAUUUAUGAGUUUAUGAGUUUUGUCUUAAAUGCUAUCGACUAUUGUAGUAUUACAGUGUUAGUGUCAAUUCGCGAUAGUCAACUAAUCUAUACAAUAUACAUUUCAAUAGUAGGUAUAAAAUAAUGUUGUAAUAGUGUCUCCUAUAGAGGAAAAAUAUGCAGAUAAACUUACUAUCGCAAUAUAACUGAAUAUAAGGAAUUAACAUUACAACAGACGAUUUUAUCAAAACUAUAAAAAUAUAAUGGUAAAAUAUUAUUAUUAUUAUUUCAGUAGAUUCUUAACAACCAACCUACUUAUAUUUGAAAUGUAUAAAUUUAUUGUAUAUGUUACACGUACUGGGUUAGAUCCUAUGUAUAAUGCAUUAUAUAAAUUAUAAUAAAUUUAUAUAUGUUUAUAUAUUGGCGUUGGGUGGUGGGGGGUUAGACCCCCCAUAAAUCGGCUACUGGUAGUCACUUGUCCUUAGGUCUACCAGUCCACUCUAGUCUUUUUCUUUCAGGUAUUUUUGUUUGUUUGGUCUGUUGAAUUUUUUUUUUUCGAUUUCUUCAUUUUUCUUUCUUAACUUUCCUUGUAAAUUUAGGAUUCUUAAUUUUUAGUUUGAAUUUAUAUCUCUUAGAAUUUUUCUUUCAAAUAUUAUGAUUUUUGGUAUGUUACCUUUCAUUGUUGGCCAGGUUUCAUAUUCAUAUAUAAGUAACUAUCUGAUAUUGGUAUGCUUUUUAAAGCUUUGUUUUAGUUUCUCUUGAUACUAACCUUACUGUUAGUAUACCUACUUCCCAUUGAAUGAUAUUUGUUAAACAAAAUGUCAGCAUUAAUUAUAAAUUUUAUUUCUUUGGUUUAUAUUAAUCUCCAAUUAUUUAAAAUCUUCAACUUGUUCAAAUAAGUAACAAAUUCAACUAAAAAAAAAAUUUGUCUUUUAACACAUUUGUAUUACUUAAAGACAGAUGUAGUGAGGUGUCCAGAUACCCAAAACACCUUCUCCCCCCCCCCUUGGUUGCGCCAAUGAUGUAUGAUAAAUAAUUGUGUCUAUUUUUGUUAUUUUCAUCUGUACUGUGAUAUUGUUAUUGUUUAUAUCACGAUGAAAUAUUGGUCGUGCCUGAUCCACUAGAAAAUUGUUUUAUUAGGUAGGUACUGUAAUAUUAUAACAAAAUUAGUAUAUUUGUAUAUAUAAUAACUCGAUUUCUAAUCUAAAACACCUAUAUAUUAUUAAUGACUCACACGAUUUAUAUGACUUAAAAGUUUGUGAUUUUCCAUAUUUACUCAAACACUCUAGUUUAACAACACGCUUUGCAUGUAUUUUGGAUUUUUUUUUUUCGGAACCUAUGUACAUCAAUCAAAAAUUAAGAAUGAUGAUGAAAUCAGAAUAAAUGUAUUCAACUAUAAACAAACUAGCAAACUUAUGGUUGUCACUAAAGGCCUGGUUUUGUGUUUAAUUGUCAGUAAUAAUUUAUCAAGCUUAAACUUUGAAAAUAUAUUCAACCUAUACAUUUGAAUAGCACCAUUAUUUUGAUCAGGUUAAAAUACAUAAGUUUUAAAAAAAAAAUUUACAAAAGGCACGAUAAACAAGAGUAAUCUGCAUAUAUAUGCAUAAUAACUCAAAAUUACGAAUUUUGAAAUAAGUCUGUAUGAAAAGUGUUAAUUUCACUAUCAUUCUCAAUUCUAAACUUGAGUUUCUAAAAAAAAAAAAAUCAUAAUAUUUGAGUGCCGUGGAAUUUCUUUUGCAUUCUUUGUAAAACUAUUUAAUUUUUUUUAAUAAAAACAGAAUAAACCUAAAACUGGUGUACUUAUAAAUGCAUAUGUAAAUGUAAUUUUAUAUUUAAUAGAUAAGUUAUUGUAUGCAUAAUUCAUUUAUUUAGUGAUAGUGUAUGCUUUUCCUAAUACUUUUUUUUUUUUUUUUUUUUUUCAUUAUUAGUAGUAGAAAUGGCACCUAAAAAGAAAACAUUUAAUGGGUUUUCAGUUUAUAUGUUUGAAACACGAAAAUCAUUGGCAAACAGAGGAAUAAAAAUGAGUAUGGCUAAUAUGGCCAAUUAUUGUAAAGAUGAUUGGGAAAAAAUGCCUAGUCAUAUAAAAGAGGAAUAUAAAGCAAAAGGUAAAUCUAUGAAAAAAGAAAUUAAAAUUAAAAAAUAUACAUCUAUUGGUGAAAAUAUAGAAGAUGUUAAAAAGCAAUCAAUUAUUAGAAAACUACAGUCUGAUGCUAUGUAUCAUUACAUUGAAGAACUAGUUCGUAUGGAUCCACCUCGUUAUUUUAUUCCCAAAACAAAAUUUAUUUUGAUUCAUAUAAAUCCAUAUACAAGUGAAAGAGAAGGAUUUUUCUUUCCCGCUGAAGUGACUAUGGCUGAAUUUUCAUUAGAAAAAGGAUUAACACGCAUUUUUCAUCAGUUACUCGGUUUUGAUAAAAUCAGAACAUUUGCUCCACCGGCUCCUACGGCAGAUGUAAAUAACCAUGCUAAAAAUAAUCAUCAAAUUACUACGUUUUAUAAACUACCCAAUAAUUAUAAAGAAACCUUUUUAAAACUGAUUGGUAAGUAUAAUUACUAAAUAAAUUAUGUAAAACUUUUUAAAUAUCAUUUUAAUGUGUGUAAAAUUCAAUUAGGUUUUAUUAUUAAUAAAGAGGUCAAUGAAGAUAUGUUAUAUGAUUCUACCUUAGACUUGCCGCCAAUUUAUACUGCACAUGAUUCAAAUGGUAAUGAACUUAUGAUUACUAUUGCCAGUCUGUUUCAACUAUGCAAAAGUGCUACAAAUGAUUCUAUAAGCAGAAAUGAUUUCAAUAAUAUUCUUAGAGUUUAUCAUUUAGAUAAAUUAUUUAUGGAAGUAAAGAAUGCAUCUUAUAGCUCUGCAUAUCCAGACAGUGAUGUAAAAGCAAUACCCUCUGUUGCAAUAGCUACAGAAAAUUUAAGUAAAGAUUUGUUGAACAUUAUUAAAACAGUUGGUUGUACUUUUCAUGAAAAACUUGAGCGCUCUCAUGUUUGUAGUAACUUCUAUGUCUGUAAGUGGAUAUACAUUUUUUCAACUCACUGCUGUCAUUAUUUUAAUAUUAAACUUGUAGCUGGUUGCCAUUAUGAUUUUGAUUUAUCAAAAACAGAAGUUUCAGUUGAAGUUGAUCCUGUUGAUAAAGUUGAAACUUCAAAAAAUUAUGUUGGUUAUUUUGAAAAAAAAAAAGAUUUAGCUGCCAAUAAUUUCCCAGCACUAGAAGGUAAAUCAACUGUACAAUCAACCCGUAAUUGGCCUGAACUUAACAUAACUGCACAAAUAAAAUCAGUCCAACUUGUUUCCAAUAAAAAUAUCAAAUUACCUUCAUUGGGUACUUCCCAAAUACCUAUUCCGGAAGAUACUUCUACAGUAAACUCUUGGAUACAAAAUGAAGGUCGUGGAAGAGGUGGUAUAGAUAGAAAUAAAAAUAAACUACCAUUAAGUCAAAUGUUAAAAAAUAUCAAUUUAGAGGAAAAUAAUUUGAUAGUGCAAUGUGAUGACGACAUGAAAACAUAAUAGUAUGUCUUCAUUAAUUUUAAUAUAAUUUAGAUUUAAAAUAUUAUAAUUAAUUAUAUUUUAAUAAAUAAGAUGUAGC
This is a messenger RNA of Cinara cedri, 6154 nucleotides long. NCBI's taxonomy places the organism in Eukaryota, Metazoa, Arthropoda, Insecta, Hemiptera, Aphididae. The record is from the annotation of a GenBank genome assembly.